AUGUCGCGAGACAGCCAAGAUGGACUGGAGUGGGAAGAGACUUUGUUCAAUCUCAUACCCCGCUGGAAACGAGAACCGUCGCUGAAGGAGAUUGAAAGCGUCUGUCGCCAGCAGCUCAAGGUUCCUGUCGAACACCCCUGCACCGUCUCCUUCUACGCAGCCGGUGCAUUCAAUAAACUUUACUUGAUCGUCUGCGCCGACCAGUCUUCGCUGAUGAGAGUUACUUUGCCGGUCAGCCCUCACUACAAGACACGUGGUGAGGUAGCCACUCUGACUUGGGUGCGAGAGCAUACCGACAUUCCAGUUCCCAAAGUUAUUGCGUUCGUGGACAGCAACGACAAUGGCAUUGGGUUCGAGUGGAUUUUGAUGGAGCUGAUGCCCGGAGCUCCAGCAUACCGAAGGUGGCGAACAAUGUCUAUGGAGCAAAAGUCAGCGAUUGCGAAGCGUGUGGCGGAAUUUCAAGUGCAACUAUCAUGUUACGACCAACCCGGUUCUCUGUUCAGGAAGAUAGGGACGCUCGACUUGGAAAAUGGACAACAAAAUGUUGAGACGCAAACAAGAGUAACCCCUAGUAAACUCAUUUCCCAUGAAUUCUUCAUGGGAAAUCGCCUGAAAUACGAUGUGCCGCGAGGUCCUUUCCGCUCCAGCCAUGACUGGCUGAGCUCAGAAAUACGCCUCAUCAUACUCGAGCAGACAGCAGCUCUCGAGAACGCAGAAGACGACGACGAUAGAGAAGAUGCCGAGGAAAUCCUGGGCGCUGCACAAAGACUCCUUUUGCUUCUUCCCAAGGUGUUUCCCGAAGACGAGGAAGAUGACGUUGCGACCGCGCUCUACCACGACGACUUAAGUUUGCACAAUAUCCUUGUCAACGAAAAGGGCGAGAUCACGGCUGUCGUGGACUGGGAAUGUGUCUCGGCAAUGCCAAUGUGGAUGGCUACCAAGAUCCCCAAGUUUCUUGAUGGAGAGAGGCGGGAAGAGGAGCCGAUUCGGGAUAUCUACGCCGAUGAGGUACCGACAGAGUCCGCAGAAGCACGAAACGAGGGCGACGUAGAUCAUUUGGCCAACGAGGGUAAGAACCAACUGUACUGGAUUCACCUGAUGGAGUACGAGACGACAAGACUGCGGGCAGUGUACGAAACAAGACUGAGGCAGCUCUGGCAGGAUUGGUCUCCCGAGGAAAACCACACAAAAGUCGACUUCUUCGAGGCAGUCUUGCAGUGCAGUUCUGGCAUCUUUGUGAAGAAGGUCGACAGAUGGGUCGACAACAUAGAACGUGGGGACUUGAUCAGAUGGGCAGAUGCUUAG
Diaporthe citri is the source of this 1305-nucleotide messenger RNA. RefSeq lists its product as uncharacterized. The record is from RefSeq and is a predicted model, not a curated record. NCBI's taxonomy places the organism in Eukaryota, Fungi, Ascomycota, Sordariomycetes, Diaporthales, Diaporthaceae. The coding region runs from base 1 to 1305 and encodes 434 amino acids. The transcript has a single exon.